Messenger RNA from Trichomonas vaginalis G3, 2841 nucleotides. RefSeq names its product cilia- and flagella-associated protein 69 family. NCBI's taxonomy places the organism in Eukaryota, Parabasalia, Trichomonadida, Trichomonadidae. The transcript has a single exon. The record is from RefSeq and is a predicted model, not a curated record. Bases 1 to 2841 code for a protein of 946 amino acids.
AUGAAAUCUCAAGGCAAAACUGCGCCACCAGGCUUUGCACUUUGCAAUCCUGUAACGCAGAAUCUGCAGACAACGUAUAUGUCUGCGCAGAAGGAUAAAAUCCAAGAGUUAUUUUCAAUGGAUCAAGGUAAUUGCCCAAACUGGCAAACAGCUGUUCUAAAAGAACUCAUUGACGACAACAAAGCAGGAUUUUUCGUUACAGAUUUAGCACAACUUCAAGAACUUAUUCAACAUUUACUCGAGCCUCUAAAGACAGGAGAAAACUCCAUGCUUCCGUUUUUAAAGCAAAUAAUCUCGUUAUCAAUUGUACCAUUCAGGAAAUUAAGCAAUGGCGAUGAUGUUAGAAACUUUAAUCAUAUCGGUGGUUUCUUCGCUUCUCUUUGCCCAGUCUUGAAGCUCCCAUUCCAGGAUCUUCAAAUAGAAGCAGCUAAAUCUAUUUACUGGUUUGCUAAGAACUGCGGACCCUUAACAACAGCAGAUGAAUCUACUUUCCGUCAUUUUUAUCCUAUUACCGAUGAUAAUGCUUUAUAUUCUCUUAUCCCACAACAGCUUUGCGUUGACCAAGUAAUUGCAGUCUUUUGUGAUUCAUUUACAGAUUUUCUUACAAAAGUCAAGUACGAUCCAAUCAAUACAGAUAUCCUUACACUUGCAUUCAACAGCUUAUUCGAGUUUGUUAAGCGUGGACAGUCAAAGCAUAUUCCAUCUGGCUUCCUUACAACAAUUUUGAAUUUCAUCAUCGAUAACUCCGAAAUUAUCCAUAGUCCGCCUGGAGAUAAGAAAGAAGGACCUGAUCCAAUCUGCACAACACGUGUUUUGGCCUAUGCUUUAAUGUUUAUUGACGCUUUAAUUCAAGAAUCCAAAGAAGCAAUGAAUAUUUGCAUCUCAUCAUUAUCAACACUUUGGAGCUUCUUCGUUGAUACACUUUUCGCCUGCUUCAAGAAUGUCCAGAAGUGCAUUAGAAAUGAAAUUUUAGGAAUCAUCAUUUUGACACUUCAGAAAUGCCCACCAAAAUGCGUUGACACAUCACUAUCAAACAAGAUGUUCGAUCUCCUUCAAAAGAUCGCUCAACUUCCAUUAGAUGUCUCUGAUACAAUUAUCUACUCAUCGAAAGAGAGAAGUAUCAGACUUACUCAUGAACCAGUUGAUAUUGAGUUACUUUUGCUCUCUCAAGAUCUCAUUCUUUGGUUAGAUAACAUUGAUAUCCCUCCAACAGAGGAAUUUACCAACCAUCAGAUCGAUGUUCUUCGUGGAGAAGUCAACAAAUACCUUGUUCCCCAUCUCCCAGAGUUCACACGCCAAGCUUUGCUCAUCAUCAGAUUUAAUCCUGUACAUUUGAGCGACGCCGGUAUCGAUGUCUUACGCGGAAUGAUCCAAAAUCCAUCUUCUACGGAGUUGUUGUUCUAUACUUUGAUGUUAAUGCUUGAUAUUCCAAACAGAUUCAAGACAACUGAAGAUGUAAAGAGUCUCAUGGCCCUUCCACGCCAAAAUGAGAAGAUUCUUUCAUUGGUUUUGUCGAAUCUCGCCGCUCAAAUCCGACCACCAAAGGACAAAUCCGAAGAAGAAGCCGAAGCGGAAGGUCCAGAGGCAGCUUUGGCUCAGGAAUUCGUUGAUCUCCAAGGCAUUGACAUCCUUAAACAAUGCUUUACCAGCGAAUUUGCUGAAGUUGUUGCAAGUAGCAUUGAUUGCGCCAGAGCAUGCGUUCCAUUCUGCUUCAAGGACAUUGACCAAAGAUUUAUCUUCAUGUUACUUGAUUGCGCAGACGCAGCUCCGACAUUACUUCGAUAUGCAUUUGUUGGCUUGUUCCUUGACUUGAUUACACCAUCCUUUGUUGAAUCUGCCAUGUUGUGGCGUUCACUUAACACGAAUGCCAACAUCCAGAGGACAAUUGUCAGAUGGUGGCGUCAAGAAGAAGAAAGGCUUAGCAUCAAAUACGACAAAUGCAUCAUUAUCGAUGCAGACAGACCUCUCGAUGGUCAUCCAUUAGUCACAAAGAACGAGUUCCCUCCGAAACCAGACAGAAAAUGGCUUCUCGACAAGAAUUCUCUCGAUCCACCGUCAAAAUCAUACAAACUUGACAUAAGAGCGAGAUUAUUCUUGUUCCUUUCCGCUUUCCCACCAUUAGAUCCAAACGAUUGCAAGCCAACGGACAGGAUCAAAGAACUCAUGAUUCGCAGCUACAGAGAAUUAAAGACAGGAGCUGUUUGGUCAGAUCUCAAAGACCAACUAAAGGACGAAUCAGUCAAACCAUUACAUGACGACAAAUUAUUGAUAGAAAACAACAUUUCGGAGAUGAGAAGUCGCGCAUUGGACAUCCAAGAGAAGCAAUGCGAAAUCUGGCAACAAUGCGAAAAUGACAGACUUGCCAUGGAAAAGAGAACUUACAACCAACUCGCAGAUGGUCUCAAGACUGCACAAUAUGUCGCUGAAAACUACAAGGCAAUUGUAAAUAGCCAGCCAGUGACUGUUGCAAGGUCUUUCCAGGGAAGAACUGUCAAAGGUGAAGAUGUUUUGGUCAGAACAGGAAACUUGAGAACAAUUGCUAAACAAGAAGUAAUGAUGACUGAUUCAACGAACCAAGUUAACGCUGCACAAGAACGCGAGAAGGAGAUUGAAGAGAAUUAUAUUAAUGAUUGCUUGAAGGAUGAAUCUAUUUCUUAUUUAGUUCAAUUAAUGAAGAAUAAUAGUUCGACAAAGAACUCUCCAAAGGCUGUGCAAAGUUCUACUCAAUUGGCUUCGGUUCCUUCGAAUUUAGGACAGGAAAAUAUUAGUGCAGUUGCUUCUGCUAAUCAAGUCAAUCCUGCAGCAUCUGAAAAUCCUCCUCAAGAAGCUCCAGCUAAUUAG